This is a messenger RNA of Aethina tumida (small hive beetle), 1421 nucleotides long. RefSeq names its product serine protease persephone. The transcript has 6 exons. Gene Ontology annotation, biological process: proteolysis. The record is from RefSeq and is a predicted model, not a curated record. Gene Ontology annotation, molecular function: serine-type endopeptidase activity. NCBI's taxonomy places the organism in Eukaryota, Metazoa, Arthropoda, Insecta, Coleoptera, Nitidulidae. The coding region runs from base 105 to 1235 and encodes 376 amino acids.
GUGGAUAGCAGCCAUGCACACAGUUAAUUAACGAAUCAUCAUCGCGGAAGCUGGUUUAUCUAUCGUUUCUCGACGUACAUAACAGAUGAACAGAAUUCGUCGAGAUGGUUCCUAAAUUGUGCUCUAAUCAUUGUUUGUUUUUCUGGUUGUUGUUCCUUGUUUUGUAUUAUGUGCAGGCCAAAUCAGUUGGAGAUUCGUGCAAAAACAAAAAUGGCGAAGGAGUUUGCAAGGAAAUGAAACAUUGUCCCGAUGGAGUAGAGAUGUUGAAGAGAACCGGCCGACACAAUCUACACAGAUGUGGUUGGGUUGGUGUCGAUGAAGUGGUUUGUUGUCCGGAAGAAAAUCAAAAUUCAAACGAAGUCACCAGUCCCUCCACUCCGUUACAAGUUACGCAAAGCAGAUUGUUGGAGAAGAGAAGAAAAAGUGUGAUAGCUUGCGAACAGUUCCAGAAAAAUAGCGAACCUAAAAUCUCAUGGCAUAUAAUAAAUGGUAUAGACGCCGACGAAGCUGAAUUCCCUCAUAUGGCUGCGUUGGGUUAUCUUCCGGAAGGAGAGACGGUAAUACAAUGGGACUGUGGUGGUUCACUGAUCGCAGCUCAAUUUGUUUUAACAGCAGCUCAUUGCGUCGUAACCCGAGACAAAGGUGCACCUACCAAAGUAAGAAUGGGCGUCAACGAUUUAAAAGACGAAUCUGCAGCUCACAAACAAGAUUUGGAUGUCGAUAGUGUCUUGGUACAUCCACAGUACAAUAUAAGAGGCAGACAGGACGAUAUUGGAUUGUUGAAACUUAAAACCAAAGCGAUAUUCAAUAGAUAUGUGCAACCUGCCUGUCUUUACACCGAAAAUAACGAUCCCGGAAAGUUAAUCAUCACCGGAUGGGGCGUUGUAAAUGCUAACGAGCAGAACAGCUGGAAUUCUCUACAAAAAGCCACCAUUCUGUCCUCAAAUUUAACCGAAUGCGCUUCCUUGUACAAGGCCAGAAUUCAGAAAGAAGUAAACGAAAAGCAAAUUUGUGCGGGUGACAUAAAAUCCAUAAAUACCUCAGACACGUGUCAGGGCGAUUCAGGAGGUCCGUUACAAGUUGAAAGCUUGAAUGACUCCAAUUUAUAUACCAUAGUUGGUGUGACAUCUUAUGGAAUGGGUUGUGGUACCAGUUUCCCAAGUAUAUAUGUGAGAGUCUCCGCAUAUCUGGACUUUAUAGAGUCGUUUGUGUGGCCGAAUUUGGACACUUCAUAAAUAUAUAUCUGUGUUAAUUAUUUAUUUAUCUCAUUUGAACUGUUUUUUUAGGUUAUCUUCAUCCAAUGUUGCUUUAAUAUUAAUUGUAUAAAUGUCAAUAGGUUAAGCUAUACUAAUAUAAUUCACCAGAAGUAUUCAACAAUAACUUUUUAAGUGUGUAUUGAAUUAAAAUUUUUGAAAUUUCAA